AUGUCCUCCUCCUGCGCCUCCUCGAGUGCGCUCUCUCCCUUUUCCUCUCUGAAGAAGAAGAAGACGAAUCGGGAGAGCGUUGCGUCUCGUCGUUCUUCGCGCGGCGUUCGAUCGUCCUUAGAUCCGUCCCCGUCCGUGGUUGGUCUUCCGAACGAGGACGACUCGAUGAUGAUGAUUUCACCGGCGUCGUCGCCGACGUCACCGAGGAUGAUGAAAGAAGAAGAUACAGAAGAAAGGCGCGUUGUUGUGGUCGUGUUUACGAACUUCAACGAAAACUCGUACUUAAAGUACCCGAAAUCGUUACCAAGGUACAGCGAAGACAAGAAACCCGCCGGGGAAGUGUCGUGGAAGGAGGUGUGGGAACACAUGCGUUUGCGCUUAAAAUGGUCCAACGAGACGUUCGAGACUGUUCUCGUGGACUGCGCGGAUGCGGAGACGGUAUCGAAAGCGAAAGAGGCGUGUUCAAAAGCGACGGCAUUUAUUGCGUGCGAAGUCGGGGAAAGCGAGAGUAUUGCGGAGAAGAUUCGCGAGUUGACCGUAACGGUUCCAACCGGCGUGGUUUGCGGGAAGAGUUCGGCGACGUUGCGGGAUCUGCAAAAGUUACAGUUCAUGCCGAUGCGCGACGCCGGGCACAACGAUUUCUUCGAGUUGCCGUUUGAAACGAGAAGAGAGAAGGAUAAGAAGAAGUUUUUACAGAUGAAAACGUUGUUUGAUAGGAAGAAUCACUUAGACUUACUGUUUAUGAGUUUAGUUUUGAUCGACGCGUGCGAGGUUCCCGGGAUCGUCGUCCCGGAAGUCGCCAUCAAUCAAGAGAUUAACAUCGGCAACGUCUGGUGCAUAGCCUCCAACUGCGGGUCCAAAUUGUUAGACUGUUAUAAAAACCCGCAGUGCAGGAAAAGCUUAGACUGCGUCGACGCGUGUGGAAUGAACGAUCAAGUGUGUACGUACACGUGCAUUCGCUCGUAUCAAAAUCGAGAGUUUGAAUAUCUGGCCAGAUGCAUGUUGCAUUCGCAUAAUUGCUUAGGGAACGACGCGAAACGACCGGAAUUUCCCAUCGUGAAACCGAUGAAAACGUUCCGAGGCGAAGCGUUGACGCACGAAGUCGCCGAGCAAAUCAUGCAAGGACAUUUAGGAACCGAGAGAGACGGGAAGAAAAUCGAGUACUCGUGGCUCGCAGUGGCGGGACAAAACCCGGCGUACGAUCAUUUUCCAGCGCAAUACCAAAUCUGGUACGCCGGUAAAGCGCGAAACUCGUUCUGGUACAAUCCAGUUUUCAAAGUGAACACGUUAGACGGAAAAUCUGUCUGGCGUCGAUCCGACUACCGAUGCAAACGCGAAGACACUCCCGGCACGUUUACGUUUACGUUCAUGGACAACGGCGUCACGUCGAAAGAAUACUGGCGCAUCGUCGACGCCGCGGACGAUUUAUCCUGGGCGUUAUAUUACUACGCCGGCGCGGCCAAAUCUGCCGGUCAAAUGUACGUCGGCGCGGUAUUAGCGUCGCCGGACGGGUUAUGGCCACCAACUCGCGAAAUGGAACGCGUCGAAAAGGCGCUUUGGGAAGGGUGCGGGUGCAAGAUGUGGGAGAUGAUGGAAGUCGAUAACCGACCGGAUGUUAUCGCAAACGCGCCGUUACAGCCGUUACACGACGUCGUCUUGAAACCGUCUCUCAUUCUUCCGUGA
Bathycoccus prasinos is the source of this 1683-nucleotide messenger RNA. RefSeq names its product violaxanthin de-epoxidase. The transcript has a single exon. Lineage: Eukaryota; Viridiplantae; Chlorophyta; Mamiellophyceae; Mamiellales; Bathycoccaceae. Gene Ontology annotation, molecular function: violaxanthin de-epoxidase activity. Gene Ontology annotation, biological process: xanthophyll cycle. The record is from RefSeq and is a predicted model, not a curated record. The coding region runs from base 1 to 1683 and encodes 560 amino acids.